Molecule: messenger RNA, 7901 nt
Organism: Pogona vitticeps (central bearded dragon)
Lineage: Eukaryota; Metazoa; Chordata; Lepidosauria; Squamata; Agamidae
Source: RefSeq, a predicted model, not a curated record
UUUUUUCCCCUCAGGCUCAGUUUUGCACCUCUGUCCACAUUGUCUUUUAACAGAACUGCUGACCAUUCAGGCUGAGAGCAGGACUGCUUUUGUAUACUUUGGAAUGAGAGAUUCACAGCAUGCAAACGCUUUCUUCCCGGCUUCCAUUUAACAUCGGAGUUUCUUGGAUCUGAUUCUUAGUAGGCGGCAGCGUUGUCUCACCCAAACAGCAUCCUCCAGCUUCCCAGGAAUAAGCAGAGAGGUGUCUUCAGCGGAGAGGCGCGAGGAUGAGAGCUCUCGACUUGCUGUUUUUCUUCUUAGCCACAGGCUUGAGGUCGCCAGCUGAAGGCCAGAGCCCAAAGAUAAAGUCCAUGCGAUGUGACAGGAAGUUCACACUUAUGCAACAUACACCUUGUACUUCCUGCCUUUUUGCAAGAAGAGCGAGGUGCCCAAAUGAAUGGAGGAAAGUGCCCUCAGCUGUAGGAGAGUGCAGGUACACAGUAAAGCUGGGUGGGAAUACCCUUUCCCUACAAGGUUGUAGUAACUUAUGUAGCAAGGAAACGGAGGAAAAACAAUGCUGUCGUAAAUUCUGGGGUUCUGGAUGCUACGAAUGCCCUGGUGGAUCUGACAAUGAAUGCAGUGGACAUGGAGUCUGUUUGGAUGGCAUAACAGGGAAUGGAACUUGCAUUUGUGAGGAGGGCUAUGGUGGCUACGCUUGCCAAGAAUGCCGGGAUGAGUUUCAUUAUGGCCCCGACUGUAAAUCUGUAUGUGAGUGCCAGCAUGGAAUAUGCAACCACGGACCUUCUGGUGAUGGAAGCUGUACUUGCUAUGCUGGCUACACUGGUGCAAAGUGCGACCAGGAACGUCCUGUUUGUGGAAAUGUCGUCUGCGAAGCCAACUCCCUUUGCGUAGUGGCGGAUGGGCAGGCAAGGUGUGAAUGUAUGCCAGGCUACAAAAAAAUCGGGAUCCACUGCCAAGCCCAAGAUCCCUGCAGUUCUUCCCCGUGCUCCUCCUUUGCUGUUUGCAAGACUGCUCAGCAGACCAAGUAUGAAUGUACUUGCAAAGAAGGCUAUGAAGGAGAUGGGAGAGUGUGCCAACCCAUAAAUCCCUGUUUCUAUAACAAUGGAGGCUGCCCUGAAAAUUCCACCACCUGUGUUUUCCAGAGUGCAGGAAAGUCAUCAUGCAUAUGUAAGUCAGGAACAACUAGGAGCAGAAUGAAUUGGAGAAGAGAACAGGGUUGUGUUUCCAACUCCAGAUGUAUGCUACACAACUGUGACAAAACCGCAAAGUGUGAAACAGAUCCUGAUGGGACGGUCAGGUGCCUUUGCCAAGAAGGAGAGAUAGGAGAUGGCAUGGCCUGCUAUGGUUCUCUCCUUACGCAAAUCUCUCGGUUGAACACACGAAGAAGUGCUAUCCGUGUACUAGACGAUGCAAUAAGGAUAUUUGAAUUGGGCUGUUCAGUACUUCUGGAAAACUAUGGACCUUUCACAGUGUUUCUUCCAUCCCUUUCUGUGAUCAGUGGGAGAAUAAAUUUCAAUACUACGUAUUCGCAGAAUCUGUGCAAAAUGCUUAUUGUACCCGGGGAACAUGUGUUGAAUGACGCGAGCAACACGAAGGUUCUGUGGACCUUGUCUGGACUGAAAUUGACAUUUGAAUAUUCGAUACGGCGACCCUGGAACUUCAGAUAUUCAGAUAUCCCAGAAGUCUAUACCAUCAGAGAAACAAAUCUGCCGGCUGCUAAUGGCAUUAUACACAUUAUUAACUCCCUAAGGAAAACGCCCACAGAAAACCUUGGAGAUUCUCAGAAAACUGUGGCAGAGAUAAUUGCUUCAAUGGAGAUUGCCAGCCGGUUUGAAACAAUAUUGGAAAAUUGUGAUCUGCCUUCAAUUUUGGAUGGCCCUGGACCUUUCACUGUGUUUGUACCAAGUAACGAAGCAGUGGAUAAGUUAAGAGAUGGGAGACUCAUUUAUCUUUUCACGGAGGGAAUAAACAAGCUUCAAGAACUUGUGAAACAUCAUAUCUACACAAGAGCAGCGGUGCAAGUGGAAAAACUCAUGAUGAUGCCACGUAUCCUGACUAUGGCAAAUCAGAUCCUGGAAAUCCGUGUUGCUGAGGAUGGAAGAAUCUUGUUGGGCGACUCUGAGGUUGCUUUAAACAAAAGGGACAUUUUGGCAUCAAAUGGUGUCAUUCAUACUUUGGAUGGCAUCUUCAUUCCACCAUCAAUAAUCCCCAUUUUACCCCACAGAUGUAACGAGGAGAGUUAUCAACUUGUAGAGGGAUCUUGUGUGGACUGUGAUGCCCUUAAUAGCAGUGUUUGCCCACCUCAGAGCGAAGCUAUGGAGCAUGGAGUGUUUCCAGGAGACUGUGUUUAUAUCCAUGAUCCAUUAGGCGUGAAUGUGAUGAAGAAAGGUUGCAACAAGAAAUGUAACCAAACGAUUUUGACACCUGGUUGCUGUAAAGGGUUCUUUGGUCAUUCCUGCACCCCAUGUCCUGGUGGAUUUACGAAUCCAUGCUAUGGCAGAGGAAACUGCUCCGAUGGGAUUCGAGGAAAUGGCCAGUGUCGCUGCUUUGAGGAUUUCAAAGGAAUUGCCUGCCAUAUCUGUUCAAACCCAAACAAACAUGGGGAGAACUGUGAUGAAGACUGCGGCUGCAUUCAUGGGAUAUGUGACAACAGACCAGGAAGCAAGGGGGUGUGCCAGCCUGGGUCGUGUAAGCCUGGAUAUACAGGGGAAUUCUGUGACCAGAUUAGUAAGAAAUGUGGUAGCUCCUUGCACUGCCAUAAGAAUGCAAUCUGCAGCCUGAAUGACACUGCACGAUGCAUCUGCCAGGAUGGAUAUGAAGGAGAUGGGAUUUCUUGCAAGCCGAUUGAUGUCUGCAUCACGCCAGAACAAGGAGGAUGUUCAGUAAAUGCCAUGUGUACCAGUUCAGGCCCUGGCACAGCAACCUGCCAGUGUAACAGAGGAUGGACUGGGGAUGGAAAGGCCUGUGUUGCCAUUGACAACUGUGUGACGGAGUCCAGAGGAGGGUGCCACGUUAAUGCUGACUGUGACUAUAUUGGGCCUGGGCAGAGCAGUUGUACAUGCAAGAGAGGCUAUUUUGGUGAUGGUUACAACUGUGAUCCCAUUGAUCUUUGCUCCAUAGACAACGGUGGCUGUCAUGAAUUGGCUGUGUGCCUUACUCUUGGUACUGGAGAGAAGGUCUGCCAGUGCUCCAAAGGUUACAUGGGAGAUGGAGUUCUCUGUUAUGGUGAUGUAAUCAAGGAGCUGGCAAGGAACUACCAUUUUUCUUCCUUCUAUGAGUGGAUUAAGGCAUCCCUCUUCAGCCUCCCGGAAGGAGGCAAUGUUACUGUUCUGGUACCAACAAAAGAAGCCAUCCAAAACCUGACCAUGGCUGAGAAACAAUUCUGGCUAGAGCCCAACAUGCUGCCAUCUCUGGUCAGGUCCCACUUCCUCCAAGGUUCUUUUACAACUGAGCAACUCAAGAAAUAUGUCAACCAGGAACUUCCCACUCUUGAUCCCCGGACCAAAUGGAUGAUAAGCAACAGCAGUGAGGCUAUAACUAUUCAGAAUGCAAGCAUCACAUUGGGUGACAUCCCUGCUAUUAACAGCACCAUUUAUAUAAUUGAUAAGGUGCUGUUACCUUCAGUGGACAUACCUCCAAGUGCUCCUGGUCUGCAGCAGCAACUUAGCACCAUACCUUCCUUCACUAAGUUCAAAGAGCUACUAGAGCAAUACCAGUUGAUUGGACAGAUUGAGUCAUCUGAAAAAUACACUAUUUUUGUCCCAGGAAAUAGUUCAAUUGAGGAAUAUUGUAAAGCAUUUAAUAUUUCACAACUCGAUAAUAACAGUGUACGGUACCACAUCAUACUUGGAGACAAACUAUUGUCUGAGAACCUGAAAAGUGGAGUUCACAAAAGUACAAUGUUAGGACCCUCCUACUGGCUGAUGUUUUAUAAGAAUGCCACUCAGGCAUACGUCAACAAAGUCCUUUUGAAGGGUCGUUUUGUUGAAACAAGAAACGGGAUGUUGAUUGAGGUUUCUCAAGUUCUACAAAUUCACAAAAAUCGUUGCAGCACUAACACCACAACAAUACAAAAGUCAAGAUGUACUAAGUGUGACAGAGGGAUCAAGUGCCCAGCAGGAUCAGUGCUUGCGGAAACACCAGGAAGCGGGAAUGUUCGUCAUUGUCUAUAUAAAUCUGGACUUGGAUGUUAUUUCACCUGCGUCAAAGUUUCCUUAGUUUCCGUUUGUUGUCCAGGUUACUAUGGACACAUGUGUGAGAUGUGCCCAGGAAAAGCAGGCAACUGGUGUUCUGGAAAUGGAGUCUGCCAGGAUGGCAUUCAGGGCAGUGGAGAGUGCCAGUGCCAAGAAGGUUACCAUGGCACAGCCUGUGAGAUGUGCCAGCCAGGAAGAUAUGGAACCCAGUGCAGAUCAGAAUGUGACUGCAAACAUGGAAGAUGCCAUGAUGGGCUGCUGGGGGAUGGAAGUUGUACAUGUGAGCCAGGCUUUGAAGGAGUCCAUUGUGACCAAGAAAUUGGAAUUGACCUCUGUAAUCAUACUUGCGAUGUUCAUGCCAAUUGCAUCAAUGCUUCUACCAUUUCUCAACCCACCUGCUUCUGUACCGCUGGAUAUACUGGGAAUGGAACCUAUUGCACAGAAAUUGAUCCCUGUGCUAUAGGUAAUGGCGGUUGCUCCCCACAUGCUGACUGUAAUAAAGUUGCCCCUGGUGAAAGAACCUGCACUUGUAAGACUGGCUAUGCUGGAGAUGGGACUGUGUGUCGGGAAAUUGAUCGCUGUCUGGAGAACAAUGGAGGAUGUCACCGGUAUGCAGAGUGUGUUAAAACAGGUCCAGGUUUGGUCGCCUGUAAUUGCAUCCCCAACUACAGUGGUGAUGGGAUUAACAAGUGUGAACCCAUAGAUCCUUGCAAGGAGAACAAUGGAGGCUGCAGCCCACUGGCCAUCUGCCUUAGCAACCGCAGUGGGAAUCGAACCUGCAUCUGUCAUUUGGGCCGUGGGGAUGGAUUUACAUGCACAAGGACUGUCUGGCAGGAGCUCAGUGCAAGGGAAGCUGGAGCCCAGUUCUCUCACUAUGCACAGGCCUAUGAUGUUCUCGAGAUGAUGGGAUCUGGACCCUAUACUGUUUUUGUCCCGACUGUUGGUUACAGGCAGGAUAGCACCACAUUUUCAGAAUGGAAAAAUAAGGGUUUCAUCCAAGAUUUGCUUCGCUAUCAUAUUGUCAGUUGCCAGAAGCUACAGUCAGAUGACUUGGAGUCACAAAGUUACAUCACAGCUUUAUCUGGACACCAAAUAAAGAUUUCUGUGAAAGAGAACAGUGUGUAUUUAAAUGAUGAGGCAAAGAUGAUUGAAAGUGACAUUAUUGGAACAAAUGGCGUCCUACAUUUCAUUGAUAAGAUCUUAACCCCAUAUGAUUUGAAAAAUCACAGCAUUGCACCCAGCUUAUCAAAGAAAACCAUCACAGAGGUUGCAGAGGCUUAUGGAUACAAAACAUACAGCAGGCUUCUACAGGAGACAGGGCUCCUUAGUCUUGUUAACAAUAGCGUUCAUCAGCCUUUCACCAUGUUGUGGCCUACGGAUGCGGCAUUUAACUCCCUUCCUACGAAAAUGCAACAAUGGCUGUAUCAUAAAGAACACCGGAACAAGCUAUCUGCUUAUCUCAAAGGACACAUGAUCAGAGACUUGCGGGUGUCAGCUUCUAAACUAACCGAGUCGGCUCCCGUACGGACACUGCAUGGUUCAACCAUCUCAUUUAGCUGCAGCAAAACAAAUGUUGGGGACAUUCUGGUGGACAACGGCAAUGCAAGGAUUGUACAGAGAUAUAUGGAGUUUAACGUGGGUAUUGCUUAUGGUGUUGAUCAGUUGCUGGAGCCUCCAGACUUGGGAUCACGUUGCGAUGAGUUUCAAACUACUGAGGUUUCGAAUACUGUAUGUGGCAUUUGUGGUUUUGAGCGUCCUUGUCCUCCAGGGUCCCAAGAAUUGGGGGACGUCCAGAGUUGUUUGUAUCAGAGAGGUCCGUACAUAAGCCGUCCAUUGAAUGGACAUACUAGCAGGAGGCCUUAUUGGUUUCGGGAGGCACAAUGGAGCCCUGUACAAAGAUAUGAGGGGAUCAGAUGGUCUCCUCUUGGAAGCAGUUUGAUAAAGGGAUGCAAGAGAACCUGCUUUGCCACCAGGUGGAUUCCACAGUGCUGUGCCAAUCACUAUGGAAGAGAUUGCCAGGUGUGUCCUGGUGGGCUGGAGGCCCCGUGCAACCAUCGUGGUACCUGUGAUGACGGGCAGGGAGGCUCAGGACAGUGCAGCUGCAAUGCGACCUUCAUGGGGACAGCUUGUGAGCACUGCGCCCCAGGCCACUAUGGGCCGGAGUGCAAAGAAUGCAAUUGCACAGAGAAUGGGAUAUGCAACGAAGGGCUGCAUGGGGAUGGAUUCUGCUUUUGUUUCGCAGGAUGGGUUGGAGAGCACUGUGAAAUCCCACUAGCUGCAGCGCCCCAGUGUUCCCCAGCUUGCCAUCCUAAUGCUGUCUGCCGAUCCAACAAUACCUGUGAAUGCAACCUACAUUAUGAGGGGGAUGGAUUGAUGUGCACAGUGGUGGACCUGUGUGGAACUGACCAUGGGGGCUGCAGUGAGCAUGCCAACUGUACCCAGGUUGGAACUGAUGUUUCCUGCAGCUGCUUCCCAGACUAUCAGGGCGAUGGCUAUGUCUGCAGCCCAAUUGACCGAUGUGCAGAUGAAUGGAAUGGAGGCUGCAGUGAGCAAGCCAUUUGCAUCAGCACGGGUCCUAAUGCUCGGCGGUGCGAGUGCAAAGCUGGCUAUGUGGGAAAUGGAAUCCAGUGCCUAGAGGAGGCCAUCCCACCCACAGAUCGUUGCUUGGAAAACAACGGGCAAUGCCACGCUGAGGCUGUUUGCACAGACCUGCAUUUACAUGACAAAACUGCUGGAGUCUUCCAUUUGCAGUCUCCCAAAGGAAAAUACCUCUUAAGCUAUGAAGAGGCUGAAGCCGGCUGUACAGCUGAGGGAGCUACUUUGGCCACCCUUCAGCAGCUGUCUGCUGCACAGCAGAUGGGUUUUCACCGGUGCGUAGUAGGCUGGCUUUAUAACUGGACCGCAGGUUACCCAACUGUGUAUCCAAGUAAGAAGUGUGGCAUUCACCAUGUUGGGAUUGUGAAUUAUGGCUUCCGGACUAAUAUCAGUGAGAGAUGGGAUGCCUACUGCUACAGAGUACAAGAUGUACAAUGUGACUGUAGGGAUGGGUUUAUUGGAGAUGGCUAUACAUGCAUAGGGAAUCUUUUGGCUGUGCUGGGCCAUCACGCCAACUUCUCAGUCUACUAUUCUAUGAUCCUGGAUUACGCCAAUGCUACCCAGGAAGGAGCAGAUUUUUUUGAUUUCCUGCUCACAGACACGACAUAUAAAACCCUUUUUGCACCCCUGAACUCCGGCUUUGGGGAUAACGCUUCGUUGACACUAAAUGACUUGAAGCUUCAUGUAUCUGUGAGUGAUGUGCCCCUCCUGAGUGUCAAUCUCACCGCUGGCACCAUUAUACCUUCCCAAGCAGGAUUCAACCUUUCCAUUGCAGACUCUGUGAACAACACCCGGCCCCCAGUUGUGAAUCCUGUAAAAUCUCCUGCUGCUGUGACCAUCGGUGUGAGCACAGUUGCCAUAGUGCUGCUAUUGAUAACUAUUGCUGGAUUGUCCUAUUUCUACCUCAAAAGAACAAACCAAAGAUUCCAGUUUCGCUAUUUCAAGGCUGAACUAGAGGAUGAAGAGCCUUCUUCCUGGGAAGAAAGGAGCCCAAACUUGGUCUCUAUUCCAAACCCCAUUUACGGAGCAGACAGCUCCAUCUAUGACCCAUUUGAGGAUUCUCUGCAUAGAGAUGAUUUUUCCGAUACCCAUGGGAUUCUUGGACAUUAUUGA